Messenger RNA from Grammomys surdaster, 809 nucleotides. Its product is annotated as acyl-coenzyme A thioesterase 1-like. Gene Ontology annotation, molecular function: fatty acyl-CoA hydrolase activity. Gene Ontology annotation, biological process: fatty acid metabolic process; acyl-CoA metabolic process. NCBI's taxonomy places the organism in Eukaryota, Metazoa, Chordata, Mammalia, Rodentia, Muridae. The annotation marks the transcript as partial. The transcript has 2 exons. The record is from RefSeq and is a predicted model, not a curated record.
GAACUGGACCCUUUCCUGGGAUCAUAGACCUUUUUGGAAUUGAAGGUGGACUUCUGGAAUAUCGGGCUAGUCUGCUGGCUGGGAAGGGCUUUGCUGUCAUGGCUCUGGCUUAUUUUAAGUAUGACGACCUCCCUAAGGUUGUAGACAUCCUUCAUCUGGAGUACUUUGAAGAGGCUGUGACCUUCCUGCUCAGUAACCCUCAGGUCAAGGGUCCAGGAAUCGGCCUGCUGGGGAUUUCCAAAGGGGCUGAGCUCUGCCUCUCCAUGGCCUCUUUCCUGAAAGGCAUCACGGCCGCUGUCAUCAUCAAUGGUUCCAUGGUUAAUGUUGCCACAACCUUAAAAUACAAAGAUGAGAGUCUGCCCCCUGUGAGCACUGACAGAAAUCGAAUCAAAGUAACCAAAGAUGGGUUUAAAGAUAUUAUUGAUACCCUGAAUGUCCCUCUAGAAGGUCCAGACCAGAAGAGCAUCAUCCCUGUGGAAAGGUCUAACACGACCUUCCUGUUCCUUGUUGGUCUGGACGACCAUAACUGGAAGAGCGAGUACUAUGCCAGAGAGGCCUCCAAACGUCUGCAGGCCCAUGGGAAGGAGAAGCCCCAGAUCAUCUGCUACCCAGAGACAGGCCACUAUAUCGAGCCCCCUUACUUCCCCUUGUGUAAGGCUUCCCUGCACAACCUGGUGGGUGGUCCUGUCAUCUGGGGAGGGGAGUCCAGGGCUCACGCCAUGGCCCAGGUGGAUGCUUGGCAGCAAAUCCAGACUUUUUUCCAUAAACAUUUGAGUGGGGACAAGAGGACAAUCCCAGCAAAGCUGUGA